AGAAAGCUGUGAUUGUGGACUGGAGUUGGAACGCUUCAAUCUGUAAACAGAGACGUUUGGGCAAAGAUUGUCAAUUAUGUAAACUAGUGUAGAUGACAGCGUUUUGGUGACCUUGAAAGGGAAAUAGGAUAUAUCACAUGCACAAGCAAAGGACUGAUGCCAAUGACUCAUGAUGAACUGAUGGCUGGCACUGUUGAUGGGUAUUUCCACAUAGAGAAAAGGAAGGUGACAGAAAGAGGGCUAGAGUAGCUCGAAUUUCCACCUGUUAUUUUUGGCCAGAGUAUGUGGAAUGGGGACCAGCCACAAUUUUGUCAUUGCCAUGGACACAGAUGCAGGUAUGAGUCUUGGAACUUCUCUGACACCAUCAGUAAGGUGAGGGACAGAGACAGGAGCCGGAGCCCUUCCAAUAAUAUCACACCCAGCUCAGAGGCCACAAAAGGAGACACCCAAAGAGAUGACAAAUAUGGGUUUUACAAGCAGCACUUGCGCUUAAAGAGAAAAUUGGAAAAAGUGAAGACGUUCCAUGAGAAAGAACGAGAAAUAUGGGCAAAGGAGAAAGAACUACUAUUGAAAGAAAUCACUGAGAUAAAAGCAGGUGAAAACAAAGGGAUCUUGCUGGAGCUGAAGACUGUCUUGGAAGUAAUUCAGACGGAACAAAGAAAAGAAGAAAAGAAAUGGACUGACUUUCUGCUACAAUUUCUAAGUGAUCGAUGUGGGUGGGAACUUGAAAGAAGAGAACUUCAGCAUCACGCCUCCCAGCCAGGAGCCAAUUCUGCCAAGAUAUGCACAAAUAAAACAACGCCUAUCAUCCAUAAAGACCAGAGGAAAGAGAGAGAGGUGCAAAAACGAUUACUGGAAGACACUCACUCUGCAGCCAUGGAGCUGAGAAGACAGAUAGAGAAUAAUGAAAGGAACUGGAAAGUUGAAAAGAUGGAAUUAAUGGAACGAUUUGAUAGUGAAAGAAGAGAAUGGGAAAGCCAGUGGAAGAUAAUGCAGAGGAAGAUAGAAGAGCUUUAUCAGGAGGUGAAGCUUCGAAGGGAGAACAAACUGAAUGAAGAGGACACGGAGAUCAAGGGAAAAACAUUGCCUUUUUCAGCACCUUUUGUUUAUGGUGAACCCAAUGAACAAAAUCACACAACAAAACACAUUCAACAGUAUAAUGCAAUCAACAACAACAAGGAACCAAGUACAAGGACUCUGUCAAAAGUGUAUCCUAAUCUAAGUGAGGAGCCAAUACUGGAGUUACCCCAUCACAAACUGGAGCAUGAAAAUUGCUUUGAUCACAAAAUGUCCAAAACAGACAAUGACACCCUGAAUGAUGCACUAAAAGAAAUCGCCAGAGUGAGUGAGGAACUAUGUAAAUACCAAGAAGAGAUUCGCAAGAAAACCAGCUGCAAAAAAAUUGUGUCAGUUCCAUCCAUUGGACAAGCCAAAGAAGCAAAAGACAAAGCUUCAAAAGUUGAGAACAUUUUUUUAAGCAAAAAUACCCAAAAUAUUGGUGAAAAUAAAUCCAAGGGUACCACUAACAUGAAAGCCACCUUGUGUGACAAUUUGAGUGCACAUUCGGAACUAGUGGACAUGCCUUUGGAAGUACAAGAUUCAUCAUAUCCAUCCUGGUGUUUCUCAUGGCACUUAACAAAUUCACAGUUUCCUGAAAUGGAUAAAACACUAUUGUCUAAUAAAAGCAAAAUAUGUCCCGAUGCCUACCCCACUGCAAGUAAGAAGGAGGUGGUUGAUAACCAUGCAGAGUUUAUGGUUAAUACAAACUAUGACGGGAUAUGCCACAUGCAGGUUCUUUGUGAUUUUAAUACACUUGAAGACAAUAUGACAAAGACUUUCUUAAAUAAGAAAGCAUGUGCUGAAAAAGAUAACCGAAAUGUCCCCGCUUCUUCAUGUGACUUACAAUGUACUGGAAAUAUGCAUUCGGAUAUGUUAUUGUUAGAACAUUCUCCUUUGGGUUGUGGUUCUAGUUAUAAUAGUACAAUGAAAAAUGGAAAGCUUGCAGCAAAGAUUGAUGAAUUUAAUAGAACUGUAUUUAAAACAGGCAAAGGCAGUGAAUUAUUUCCUGAACUACCUCUCGACAUGUCCCAAAUUGGUAAUGAAGAGUCUUGGAAUCAUUCAUUAUGUGACUGUCCUACAAUUGUUACUACCAGUACAAGCACAUGCACACAUGCUCCUGAAAAAACUGUGCAAGCGUCUGUAGACCGCAACCUUCAUAGUAAUAGCAAGAGUGUGAAAGUGGCAAGUCAACCCUUUCAAACGACUGAAACGCAUAAUACAAGCAGCUACCAGACUAUGUUACAGGAGCACAACUGGAAGCCAAGCAAUUUGUCAGGACGACCUCGCUCUGCAGACUCCAGGUCCAAUUAUAGAGUUGUUGAAAAGCUUUUGAAGAGCUAUGAGAAUAAAACUGCUUCUCCGUUGGUUAGUUCUAAGCAUUCGUCCAGUAAAUUGACACAAUCAGAUUUCCUACUGACAGAUUCUGGCUCAGAAGCACUGACUCAGUGUUUAGAAAUGCUACAGAUUGAAAAAUCGACAAAGACUUUGCAGAAUGACAUUUCCAUUUUUUGGCAACCUAGGCAAGAAGCGUUGAACUUCAAGCCACCAGAGACUUCUUCAUCAACGACAUCCCCAAAUGGGAAAGGAUUUUCACGUCCUGCAAGACCCACAAAUCAACGUCCUCCUUCUCGAUGGGCAUCAACAAGAUCCUCUUCACGAUCAUCAGCUAUUAUGAGAACGGAAAACUAGUUGUAACUGCUAUCUGUAUUUUUAUCCUUCUCACGUGGAAAUUCCUCGGGUAUAAACAAAUUUUAUUUUACAGUUUGAAAUGUCAGCUACAGCUCACAGGCAGCUGACUGUAAGAUAUUAUUGUCUGCAGCUGAGAAUCCAUCCCUAUAAAUGAAUAAAUAAAUCCUAUGGCAAAAGUGUAAAUAAAAAAGAGCAACAAACACCCACUAAGCCACGAUGGAAAAUACCUAUACCUUUAUGACAUGGGAACUUGAAAGGCAGCUAGCUGAAUUUUCUGGUUCUAUAUUACAUACAAGGUGUUUAGUACUAGUUAGUAUCUUAACAUCAGUUUUUGUUCAUGGAAUAUAUACUCUCCUGAACAAAUAUUUUGUAACUCCAGAUUGAUCAAUCUAAUCUUCAGUGUUUUAUGACCAGCGGAAACAUAUUUCUGUACUUUUUAUAUUGUGUAGUUUACUUGGCAGUUUAUUUAUAAAUGUUUGUCUUCAUUUUGGAUAAUAUUAAAAAGGUAGAAUUUUAUAAAAUUCUCUGUUGUUAAAGAAUUAUACUACAUACACAGUUGUAAAUGUCAUAUGCAUGAAACAUGAUCAUAUUGCAUGUUCGAAAGUAGUGAGUGUUUUGUGUUUAGACAUUGCUGGAGCAAUGUUUAUAUCUAAAAUUACAGGACAUUACAACUAUUAUUUACCUAUCAUUCAUUAUUUGUAAAGAGAAAAAAAAUCAGUAAUAUGAAUAACUGCUAUUGUGUUUUGAAAUAGCUGACAAAUAUGUUUUUGUUUUUUUAUGUACAAAAAA
This is a messenger RNA of Pelobates fuscus (common spadefoot toad), 3537 nucleotides long. RefSeq names its product MTCL family member 3 (gene MTCL3). The transcript is spliced from 7 exons. Lineage: Eukaryota; Metazoa; Chordata; Amphibia; Anura; Pelobatidae. Bases 283 to 2748 code for a protein of 821 amino acids. Gene Ontology annotation, biological process: regulation of autophagy. The record is from RefSeq and is a predicted model, not a curated record.